Messenger RNA from Rhipicephalus sanguineus (brown dog tick), 830 nucleotides. RefSeq lists its product as uncharacterized. Bases 24 to 731 code for a protein of 235 amino acids. Gene Ontology annotation, biological process: symbiont-mediated perturbation of host defenses. The transcript is spliced from 5 exons. Gene Ontology annotation, molecular function: amine binding. Lineage: Eukaryota; Metazoa; Arthropoda; Arachnida; Ixodida; Ixodidae. The record is from RefSeq and is a predicted model, not a curated record.
AUGAGCUUAAUGUCGCGCUUCACAUGCGGGCUCGUCGUCUAUGUUCGGGAUACACGAAGUACAGCAUGAACUUUUUGCCGGCAGCGUUUUUCGCGGCGACUGUUUUACUCCAAAAAGUCGACGGCAACACGACACAAACGUGCAAUGCAGGUGACCACAUCACUAGCCAUUUCAUGCACUAUCCGGAUGCUGAAAAGUUGAUAAAUCACUCGCGCGUUUUGUACUGCUUAGUCUACCACUCAAAGGAUGGGAAGAAAAUUCGAGAUGAAAUGCCCUGCCUGUGCGCGCGUGUGUCUUUCUCAGGAGGAAAGGGCGGAAGUCUCACGUUCUUGUACCAAUUCUCGUACAACAAAACACACAUAGCCACCGGGCUAUCAAUUGCGGAAAUGAACAGAACGGAUCAAGCUUUUAAACAAUAUAACGAGAUCAUUUUCAGUUACGUUAUUGAACAGAAACUUUACAAAGAGACAACCAGAAUCCUGUACACUGAUUACCAUACUUGUGCAGUUUUGAACUCAACACUGCUCGGCACAAUGCUCUGGGUCAGACACGACCUCCUAAUCAACGAAGCACCAAUGCCUUACUUGUGCACAGUUACGUACGAGCUUGCUGCGAGAGAUGUCCGUUACAUCGUCUACGACUGGAAGGAGUGUCCUACUCGCAUGAGUUACAACAAAAAUGCUGUGAAACCCAAGCGCACAAACAAGAAUAACGCCAAAAAGGAUUUGUGAAGACGUCUUUACCUGCAGGCAUGCACGCAUCAGCCAGUUACACUCGUCUGGAGAAGAACGUGUGAAAAAUCGCGCAUUUUUCAAUAAAAGUUACAAAUG